UCACUCCACAUCCAGGCCACCCCGGGGCGGAGCUGCACUGUACGAGCUCGUCAUUUUGGACACUGUUGGAUUCUCGCUUUUCUGCUGUCGUCUUAUCUCGACGCGGAGGUUUAUCUUGUGAUUUAUUUGUUUGAAGACGAGAAGAGUUCGCAUCGUUGAGAUUGUUCGCCAUGGGAGCAGAGAGUUCAGUGCAGCGGGACGGGAAGAGCCAGGAGGAUGCCUCAGCUUCAGCCUCCGCCGGGGAGCUGAGCGCGGAGGUGAACGUGAUCCAGGAGGCGAGCAGCGUCCUCGACAGCAAGCCUUUGGCGAAAAAUGGACAGAUCUCCAGCAUGAGCAGCCUGAACGGACACUCAGAGGACAACACACUGGCAGAAGUUGGCCAGCCAGAUGGUGUGUCUGUGGCUCAGAAAGAAGAGGCUCCUGAGACUAUGGACAUCCAGGAUGAAGUGACUCCUCAAGUGAAUGGUGAGAAAGUGGAGAAAGAGUCCUCUGACGCCAAUGACAUCUCCGUGGUUGAGGAGAAAGCAGCCGAGGAGAAACCCGAUGACGCAAAUGAAGUUGGCUUCAAGAAAAUCUUUCGUUUUGUGGGCUUCAAGUUCACACUGAAGAAGGACAAAAGUGAGGAGAAAGAGCCUGUUAAGCUGCUGACGGUCAAAGAUAAAGAGGACGAGGAGGUUAGUGCAACUGAAGAACCUACAAAGGAGGAGGAGGCUGCCUCUAAUGAGGAGAAAAGCACAACAGAAGAGAAGGAAGCUGAUACAGUGGCAUCUACCACUGAGGCUGAGGUGAUUGAAGAUGCUGCUGCUCCAGCUGAAGUUGCUGCUGCUGAGGCGACUGAAGAAGCUGCAAAAGAGGAAGGAACUGAGAAGGACGGAGAGGUUUCUCCACCAUCCCAGGAGACCACUCUGUCACCCUUCAGAAAGCUCUUCAGUGGAGGUCUCUUCUCUAACCUGAGAAAGAAAUCGAGCAUCAAGAAAACUAAAGAGGAGGAAGAAAAAGAGGCAGCUGCAGAGGAGGAGACAGCUAAAACUGAAGAGACUGCUGCUGCAGAAGAAAAGGAGGAGGCAGAGAAAGUAACAAAGGAGGAGGCACCAGCCACUCCUGAAGAAGAAAAUGCAGAGCCCAAAGCGGAGACAGCAGCCACUCCAGAGGAGGGAAAAUCAGAGACUACACCAGAGGCCGAGGCUGCUGUUGAAACCCCUGCUCCAACUUCUACUGAUGAGACCAAACAAGAAGAUGAAAAGGCUGAGCCAAGUGCAGAAGAGGAGAAGGUGCCAGCAGAGGUGAUAUCUGAGGCUGAGCUACUGUCCUCUCAGGAGAAGGUAAAGCCUCAGGGAAGCCCUCUGAAGAAGCUCUUCACUGGAGCUGGCUUGAAGAAGCUCUCAACUAAGAAACAGAAGGCCAAGAAAGAAACCGAGACCAAGCUCACUGAGUCUGGGGAGCAGGCGGCAGAGCAUCUUCAAUCCUCCACAGAGUCAGCAGAGGCUCCAAAAGCUGAGAGUGGGCCCUCAUCUCCUGAGGAGUCUGGAGAGCAUGUCAUGGCGGUUGAGGUGACCCAGAUUGAGUCAAGCCAAGAGACGGAUGGUGAAGUUGCAUCUGAUGGAGAGAAGAAAAAGGAGGGAAUCAUUGCCUGGUCCUCCUUCAAGAAGCUAGUAACACCCAAAAAGCGUGUGAAAAGAUCUUCUGAGAGUGACGAUGAAACCACAGCUGAGAAGCCAGCAAAGUCAGCCACUCUGUCCUCCUCUGAGAGUGCUCCUUUGGCAGAUAAGAGCGUUGAAGAGGAGACCAAGGAGGAAAAGCCAACUGAAGAAGAGCCAAAGACUGAAAACACGGAGAAACUGGUCAGCAGCACUGAGGAGCCCAAAAGGAAAAUGGACACCUCUGUCUCCUGGGAGGCUCUUAUGUGUAUGGGCGGACCCAAAAAGAGAACUAGGAGGACCUCUGACUCUGACGAUGAGGAGACCAAGAUUGAAGAAGAAAUACCAGCAGCAGCUUCAGCAACCGAAGCUGAACAGGAAGGCAAAACUGAGUCUGCUGUUGUGUCACAAAGCACAGAGCAUGAAGCAGAAGUUGUUUCCUCCCCCGAGCCUUUAAGCAGCCCCCCUGAUAGAGAGUCAGCCUGGGACACAUUGAAACGCAUGGUUAUGCCCAAGAACAGGACCAAAGCUGAAGAAAAGACAGAGGAAGGCACAGAGCAAGUCCAGUCAGACGGUGAAGCAACCAAAGAUGAAUCCUCUUUCUCUUUGAAGAAGUUCUUGCCUGGUCGCAGAAAGAAGAAGGCUGAAAAACAGGCCUCCACUGACCAGGGCACAGGUGAUGAGGACUCUGACACCCCAGCUGUGGUUCCCCUCUCAGAGUACGAAGAAGCUGAACAGGAAGUACAUCCAGAGACAGCUGCAGUCCAGAGUAAAGUAUCUACUGAAGAUCGAUCUCCAUCAUGGAUCCCGGCCAUGGUCGAAGACAAUAUUGACAAACAUGAUGAGCUGAGUGACAUCCCAGAGGAGGCUGAGAAUGCUGCCACACCAAAGUCUGUUGACACUGACAUUGCAGAGGAUGAAACUGAGGAUGAGGCAGCCUUUGCCGCUGCUGCUCCAGCUCUUUCACGGCGCAGACUGUCCACAGCUGAGAUGAAGCCAAUCGCCCAAGCUCCAGCUGCAGAAACUACUCCUGUUCCAAAAGGACCCAAGCCAGAACACACAGCAAAGAUUUUGGAGCGCGUAGAGGUCCAAGUCAGUGAAAUCCCUGCCAAGACAUCUGUGAUGGUUGAAGAUAUACCAAUUGAGGUCGUUUCUGUGAAAACAGAGUAUGAACCACCAACUGAAAAGGCAGAGUCAAAGACCAGUACCAUCCUGGAGAAACAUGCUCAAGAAGAGGCCGUGGCUAUAUGCACUGGUCUAGGAACCAGUGAGAUUGCCAAAGUUGCCCUGGAGAAACCUGCUGUAACAAUCAUUGAGCCUUUGGCUGUGGCUUUGGCUGUCCUGGACACAGAGGUGCCCAAGGAAGAGAAGCCACUGAGUACAGAAGAAGCCACUGUCACAGAAGAUGAAGUGCUUAUUGCCCAAGUGCACCAAGUAGACACCACUGUGCUGGAGCCUGUUGUGGAAGAUCUAGUGAGUGAAGUCAAUGAUAUUCAAGGAGCUGUUGAGAGCAUGGAACCUGAAAUUGAGAAGAUUGGAAUUGUUCACAUUGACCUUGAAGAAUCUGAGGUGGUUCAGCCUGCCACUGUAAACGAGAAUUCUCCCAAAACAGUUAUUGUCCACCCCAUAACAGCAACAUCUGAAACAGCCAUUUGCACCCAAAGUGUAGCGAUCACUGAGCCAACUAUAGAAAUCAAGGAGGAGAAGAUGGACGACACUGAGGUGAAUACCCCGGACGCAGUCCAGAAGGUGACUGAAGAGAUAUCCCUGGACAUUGCAAAGGUGACUGAUACUGCUGUCCUUGAAGUUGCACCAAGAGACGAGGCUGUUAUCACUGAGACAGUGGUCCUUUCGGUCUCACCCAUUGUGGAGGCUGACCAGGUGGAAACAACGCCAGUUGGUGUUGAACCAAUCCAGGUGCAGGAAACAGAGGAGGCUACAGUCAUAGAUACUGUGGUAGCAGAGAUAAAUGGAGUCAUUGAGCAGGCCAGCGAGACGAUUGAGGAUAUCCAGAAAGACAGUGAAAUUGAAGCUCAGAGCAAGGUCAUUGCUGAGGCUGUUAUCCAGGAAGCCAUGGAUAAAGUUUCAGAAGUCAACACUGAACCUGAAAAGCCUGCCACCCCAACAACCAUUGCACCAGCCCAGGCUGUUGCAACAACAGAGAUUGAGACCACAAUCGAGACACCUGUCAUAACCAAUACCCCUGUUGCUGUUGUCUGUGAGAAACCAGCACCAAAGUCACCUCAGCCCCUUCAAAUCGCCAUGGAAGUUAUCGACACAAUCCCAUUGGAAAUUGUAGCGAGCCUUGAUGCAGAAGAAGAAGAAUUGAAGAAAGCUGUGGAGGUAAAUGUAAGUGAAGAAACCGUCAUUGUGGAAGAAGUUGUAGAGGUAAAAGCAGAAAGUCAGACGUGUGAAGAACUUGAACAGGCUGAGGAGGAACAGAGCAAGGAUGACACAGAAGAUAAGGAACCAGCUGAGGAAGUGAAACCAGAAACAGAGGAACCAAAGGCAGAAGCCCCUUCAGAGGAAAGCAAUGAGAAAGUGCUUGAGGUCCACAUGCCAGUCCAAGUAGUCCUGCAGGCAGCUCAGGUGAUAGAGGACCCAUUAGUGAAAGAAGAGGCUGUGGUCGAGUUUGACAGCAAUGGUCCUGCCACUGAAGACACCAGCAUGAAACCUGAAAGCCUGGAACUUGAAAACAAACUCUCAACGCUAUCAGAAGAACCAGUGGGGACAGCUUCAGAAGAGGAUUCGGCUCCCAGCCAAGAUACAGAAGCAACAGCCAGCCAGCCAGAGACAGAGAAAACACCAUCCACAGCGUCCGUGAAGUGCGCAGAAGUGAUGGCGCAAGUGAUUGAGGUGAUUGAGGAGGCUGUGAAAGAGAUCGAGCCUGUGUCAACAGAGAUCACAGCAGCAUCAUGAGCAGCUCAAGAUUCAAGACUGAUGCCUGGGAGACAUUCUGUCUGGACCAGGAAGUGAGUGAUGAGGGAUAAAGAGAGAGAGAGAGAGAGAGAGAGAGAGAGAGAGAGAGAGAGAAACAGGCAGCUCUGUGACAACACAUCGAGAUCGGGCCCAUGCCCGUCUCACCCAGAUAGACUGACCGACCGAGCAACAGCUCCACCAUUCUCUCCACCUCCCCUUCCACCUGUACUCCGACUCCAUCCUGCAGCCUUGUCAACGCACUGUGACCUCCCACCAACAUGUCCCCACUCUCUUACACACACAUUCAAACACACAUUCACACCAAAGCAUGUCUUGUCCCUCAGAAGCAUCCCAUCUGGCUUGUUAUUAGUAUGAUGUAUGUUCAGCGCCUCAGCGACUUUCCUUUGCCCUCAUCAUAAGAUGAGAGUGUGCAACUUGGUCAAGAGUCUGAUCCCUUCAUGUGUUUGGUGUUUGUGUGUGCACAUGUGUGGGUUUGUAUGUGUAUAGCAGCAAGUGAGAUGGUGCCAGAGGUUGAAAAGAUGCAGGAUUAUUAUCUUGUAUAUUGUAUUUAUAUCUUGAAUAUUCUUUCAUUCAUCCCUGUUUUUUGUUUUUAAGUUUUGUCCUUUUUUUGUUUAUGUACAUUCAUACUUUUUUUAAAAUUCCCAUAUUAAACUGUGAUACGUCAGGUAUUCCUUUUAAGCUAAAUUAUAAGUGGAUUUAAAGGCAGGUGCAGAAGACACAAGUAACAUGGUUCUUGUAAAGUUUACUAAAACAAUGAUCAGGCUGUUGCAUGUAAAUAAGUCAUGUAUGACAGCUUUUAUCGUCAAAUUCAAUGUUUAUUUUAAGACUCUUUAGUAGUUAUAGCUAAACCAUGGUACAAGUGUGAGUCCACUGACAGUCAACGAUAAAAAAACUGACUGCAGAAAGAUACAAGAGUGCAGAAAAUAUACCACAAAUGUUUGACUUUUGGGACAUAGUCUUGUCCCUCUGUUGAUUCUCUGCACCCCAAUAAAAACACUAAGCUUCAUGUACAUAAACAAUAUCAAACACUGCCUGAUUUACUGUGAAAACGACUUUGUAACACAUUGUUUCAUGUAAAAAUACAUUAAAAUACUAUAAUGACACCCUCACUGGAUCAUGUUGUAGAGGUAUUUGGUAAAUAGUGACGUACAAAUGAUACACAAGUCAGUGUUUGACACGGGCAGAGUUGACAGGAGCAUGUUAUGAAGCAAAUCAUGUUCACAGUGUUUAAAUGCCAUUUUUUUACAUGUGACAUUUUUAUGUAAUAGUGUGGUAGUAUAACACCUCUUCUUCUACACUAUAUUUAUAUUGCCUUGUGAGAAGACAGUAUGUUGGCGCCAUCUGUUGUCUGCAAAAGGUAUUGCAUUCUAUAGUUUACAGUCAUUGGUGUCCUUAUUACUUCAAUUGUAUGUUAAAACAAGGGUGAUAAAGUAUGACAAAUCAUCCUUUUUUUCCAUCAAUUUGCAUCUUCCUUCUAUGUCAUGUUUUCCACCCAGCAUGAUAACUCAGGAUCGUUAAAUUGGGACCAGGGAGGACGUAGACUGAUUGGUUUGGGGGAUUCACGGAGACCGGAUGCACAGUACCAGAGUGUGGAAAAAAACCCACAAAAGCUUAUUUUAUUCCUGAUUUAAAAGCCAAAUUAAGUUAGGAUCAGUCAGGAGGAGUCUGGUUUUUUUCCAUUGCUCACAGGAUGAAACAUCAGUUGGAUCUAAUUAGAUCCCUACAGCAUUUGCUCAGCUGUUUUGAGACACAAUGGAUUGAACAGAAGAUAUGAUAUCAGGGCUUAUUUUGCAAGUUUCACUGGCAAAGAGGGAGUUUCCUGAAACACCCAAAUGGUCCAGUUUCACCACCAAAGCAUGCAUAUGAAUUAAUAUUACUUAAGUAUUAAGGUUACUUAUUUCCUACCAAAUUUUGUCAAACUUGCACUGUCAAUCAUUCAGACAUUCUGAGUAACAUCUGUGAGAGCUUCAAUCCAUGUUUUGAAUAGUGGCUGCCGCGCAGCUCUAGAGGCUCACACAUCAUUUCGCUUUAUGACCAAACAGGAGACAAAAAAAAACAGAAAGUACAGACCACUGUCAGGUCAACACUUCCCCCUGCUUUGACUCUAGAGCAUUUGUCCGCUCCCUGUUUGCUUUAUGUGACAAUAAAUGGUUUAAAUGACUUGCAAGUGUUGCUUGAUGUAAAGCAUUUACACCUAAGUCCUUUGCUUUUUGUAACACACUUAACUGUGAACCUAAUAACAUUUGUAUAGAUUGUUUACCUUCUGUAUGUACUUAAAAAAUCAUAUUGUAUUAUUAAACAAAUAACCUGCAGCCAUUUAGCCAUAAUAUUCAUGUAGCAUGGUCUUAGCUGUCUUUUAUAUUUUACAAGCUGUUAAUAGUAAAGAUGCAGAAACCUGUCUAUAUUUCAUUCAAUAAAGUUAGAGAAAAUUGA
Labrus mixtus (cuckoo wrasse) is the source of this 7010-nucleotide messenger RNA. RefSeq names its product A kinase (PRKA) anchor protein 12b (gene akap12b). Gene Ontology annotation, molecular function: calmodulin binding; protein kinase A binding. Gene Ontology annotation, cellular component: cytoplasm. The coding region runs from base 171 to 4556 and encodes 1461 amino acids. The record is from RefSeq and is a predicted model, not a curated record. The transcript has 4 exons. Gene Ontology annotation, biological process: signal transduction; regulation of protein kinase C signaling. Lineage: Eukaryota; Metazoa; Chordata; Actinopteri; Labriformes; Labridae.